AUGGUUCCGCGGGUGCAGCUCCCCCCUGAGAUCCAGCUGGCGCAGCGUCUGGCAGGGAACGAGCAGGUGACCCGGGACCGGGCGGUGAGGAAGCUCCGGAAAUACAUCGUUGCCCGGACUCAGCGUGCUGCAGGUGGUUUCACUCAUGACGAGCUGCUGAAGGUGUGGAAGGGACUGUUUUACUGCAUGUGGAUGCAGGACAAGCCGCUCCUCCAGGAGGAACUAGGAAGAACCAUUUCGCAGCUCAUCCACGCUUUUCAGACCACAGAGGCACAGCACCUGUUCGUCCAGACCUUCUGGCAGACCAUGAAUCGCGAGUGGAUGGGCAUCGACAGGCUGCGCCUGGACAAGUUCUACACGCUCAUGCGGCUGGUCCUGAAGGAGUCCUUGACAGCCCUGAGGAUGCGGGGAUGGGAAGAAAGACAGAUGGAGCAGCUGUUGGAGCUGCUGACCACUGAGAUCCUGCACCCUGACAGCCAGGCCCCCAAUGGGGUGAAGAGCCACUUCAUCGAGAUCUUCCUGGAGGAGCUGGCCAAAGUGGGCGCCGCCGAGCUGACAGCAGACCAGAACCUCAAGUUCAUCGAUCCCUUCUGCAGAAUUGCUGCCCAGACUAAGGACUCCCUGGUUUUGCAUAACAUCACUCGAGGCAUCUUUGAAACGAUUGUGGAACAGGCCCCGUUUGCCAUUGAAGACCUAAUGGGCGAAAUGGAGGAGGAGGAGGAGGAGGAAGAGGAAGGUGAUGAGGAGGAAGAGGAUGUGUCGUCCAAGAAGCUGUUCAGGGAGCCACCUAAAGGCGCCUUCCGUGGGACGGACCCAGGCGAGGGUGAGGAGCAGCCCGAAGACGAUGAGGAUGGCGCCGGCACGGUCCUUCAGUUUGACUACGAGGCUGUCGCCAACAGACUGUUCGAGGCGGCCAGCCAGCAGAGCACCCCUUCUCUGAACAGGAAGCGCCUCUACAAGGUGAUCAGGAAGUUGCAGGACCUCGCUGAAGGCGUCUUCCCUGAGGACGACGUUCCAGAAAAGGCCUACAGGAAACUGCUGGAAGGGAGGCGGGAGAGGAAGGCGAAGAGGCGUUCGUCCAAAUCCCGGCGGCAGAGCAAGACAGGGAGAGGUGAACGGGAGGACCCGACUGCGGACCCGAGUUCCAGACCAGAGGGGACGAGGCAGUGGCGGGGUGCGGGGGCUGACUCCACUGCACCCCGGCAGCAGCGUGGGGGCCGUGGCAGGAGAGGGGCUUGCGAGAGGAGGCGGCGGCCUCGGGCAGGGGCCGGCCCGAAGGUGCCUGGCUGCCGGGAGCCAGGCACAAAAAAGAAGCGGAUGCAGAAGAGCAAGAAAUGAUGCCCCCAGGCCCGGCCCGGGCAGGACAGUGCUCUCUUCGUGGCGCCUCCCGGCCUGCACCUUGCUGAGUGAGCGGACAGGUCGGUGGGCCGUGCUCCCAAGACUCUGGACACAGUCAGAAGGUCAGCACUGAAUGAGGUCGGCUGUCACUCAGCGCCAUCCAUAUCCCAGAGCGCUGCUUUGUGCUGACCUUGGUUAGGCAGGAGCCCUGAACUUGGAGCUCCCUGUAAAUGGCCCUCCCUGGCAAGGCGGAGGACCAGCCAGGUGGCGGGGCGGCUGUAAAUAAAGCACUGCGCACUGUUCCCAGAGGCG
Messenger RNA from Phyllostomus discolor (pale spear-nosed bat), 1650 nucleotides. It is a transcript of the gene RRP1, whose product is annotated as ribosomal RNA processing 1. Gene Ontology annotation, biological process: rRNA processing. The coding region runs from base 1 to 1338 and encodes 445 amino acids. Gene Ontology annotation, cellular component: preribosome, large subunit precursor; preribosome, small subunit precursor; nucleus. The record is from RefSeq and is a predicted model, not a curated record. NCBI's taxonomy places the organism in Eukaryota, Metazoa, Chordata, Mammalia, Chiroptera, Phyllostomidae. The transcript is spliced from 13 exons.